GGAUCGCGGAUCGGCCGCCGGUGGUGCCCGAGGCCGGUCGGCGUCCGUCCGUCCGCUCGCUCGGCUGGCUGCUCGCCCUCCGGCCCCGACGAGGCGUCCGUCGCCGGGCUUCCGCGGUCGGCAUGCUGCGGUCGGCGCGGCUCCUCUGAGUCCGGGAACGGCGGCGAGCGCGGCGGGCUCGGGGUCGCCAUGCCUACCCGAGUGUGUUGCUGCUGCUCCGCUCUGCGUCCUCGCUAUAAACGCCUGGUGGACAACAUAUUCCCCGAAGAUCCAAAAGAUGGCCUUGUUAAAGCUGAUAUGGAGAAGUUGACCUUUUAUGCCGUGUCUGCACCGGAGAAGCUCGAUCGGAUAGGAGCCUACCUGGCAGAAAGGCUGAGCAGGGAUGUCGUCAGGCAUCGUUCCGGGUAUGUUCUAAUUGCUAUGGAGGCGUUGGACCAGCUUCUUAUGGCCUGCCAUUCUCAAAGCAUCAAGCCGUUUGUAGAAAGCUUCCUUCAUAUGGUAGCAAAGCUCCUGGAAUCAGGGGAACCAAAGCUUCAAGUUCUUGGAACAAAUUCUUUUGUCAAAUUUGCCAAUAUUGAAGAAGAUACACCAUCCUAUCAUAGACGUUAUGACUUCUUUGUGUCUCGAUUCAGUGCCAUGUGUCAUUCCUGUCACAGUGACCCAGAAAUACGGACUGAGAUCCGUAUUGCUGGAAUAAGAGGUAUUCAAGGUGUGGUUCGCAAAACAGUUAAUGAUGAACUUCGGGCUACCAUUUGGGAGCCACAACACAUGGAUAAGAUUGUUCCCUCCCUCCUGUUUAACAUGCAGAAGAUAGAAGAAGUUGACAGUCGCCUAGGCCCUCCUUCUUCCCCCUCUGCAGCCGACAAAGAAGAGAACCCUGCAGUGCUGGCUGAGAGCUGUUUCAGAGAGCUGCUGGGCCGAGCAACUUUUGGGAAUAUGAACAAUGCUGUUAGGCCAGUUUUUGCGCAUUUAGACCAUCACAAGCUGUGGGAUCCUAAUGAAUUUGCAGUUCACUGCUUUAAGAUUAUCAUGUAUUCUAUUCAGGCCCAGUAUUCUCACCAUGUGAUCCAGGAAAUUCUGGGACACCUUGAUGCUCGGAAGAAGGAUUCCCCUCGGGUUCGAGCAGGCAUCGUCCAGGUUCUGUUAGAGGCUGUUGCUAUUGCUGCUAAAGGUUCCAUAGGACCAACAGUGCUGGAAGUCUUCAACACCCUGCUGAAACACCUGCGGCUCAGUGUGGAGUUGGAAGCCAAUGACUCCCAGCGGGGGUCUGUGGGCAGCAUCCCCUUGAGUUCCAAAGACAACGAUGAGAAGAUUGUGCAGAACGCUAUCAUCCAGACCAUAGGGUUUUUUGGAAGCAACCUGCCAGACUAUCAGCGAUCAGAGAUCAUGAUGUUCAUCAUGGGGAAAGUGCCUGUGUUUGGAACAUCCACUCAUGCUUUGGAUGUCAGUCAACUGGGGGAUUUGGGAACCAGGAGAAUUCAGAUAAUGUUGCUGAGGUCUUUGCUUAUGGUGACUUCUGGAUACAAAGCCAAGACAAUUGUUACUGCUCUGCCCGGGUCAUUUCUGGACCCUCUCUUAUCGCCAUCCCUCAUGGAAGAUUAUGAGCUGAGGCAGCUGGUCUUGGAAGUAAUGCACAACCUCAUGGAUCGCCAUGACAACAGGGCAAAGCUCCGCGGCAUCAGAAUAAUACCAGAUGUGGCUGACUUGAAGAUAAAAAGAGAAAAGAUUUGUAGACAAGAUACAAGCUUCAUGAAAAAGAACGGGCAGCAGCUAUACAGGCACAUAUAUCUGGGCUGCAAAGAGGAAGACAAUGUUCAGAAAAACUAUGAGCUCCUUUAUACAUCUCUGGCUCUCAUAACUAUUGAACUAGCCAAUGAAGAGGUGGUUAUUGACCUCAUUCGAUUGGCCAUUGCUUUACAGGACAGUGCAAUUGUCAAUGAAGAUAACUUGCCAAUGUUUCAUCGCUGUGGAAUCAUGGCACUAGUUGCAGCAUAUCUGAACUUUGUGAGUCAGAUGAUAGCCGUUCCUGCAUUCUGCCAGCAUGUAAGCAAGGUUAUUGAAACUCGAACUAUGGAAGCCCCUUAUUUUCUACCGGAGCAUAUUUUCAGAGAUAAGUGCAUGCUUCCAAAGUCACUAGAGAAGCAUGACAAAAGUUUAUACUUUCUGACCAACAAGAUCGCAGAGUCCCUUGGUGGCAGCGGGUACAGUGUGGAAAGGCUGUCGGCUCCUUACGUGCCACAGGUGACAGAUGAAGACCGUCUUUCUAGAAGAAAAAGUGUUGUGGAUACUGUGUCUAUUCAGGUGGAUAUUUUAUCCAACAGUGUGCCUUCUGAUGACGUGGUCAGCAACACUGAAGAAAUCACCUUUGAAGCCCUAAAGAAAGCAAUUGACACCAACGGAAUGGAGGAACAGGAAAAGGAAAAGAGACGUCUUGUGAUCGAAAAGUUCCAGAAAGCCCCUUUUGAAGAAAUAGCUGCACAGUGUGAAUCCAAAGCAAAUUUGCUUCAUGAUAGACUUGCUCAAAUAUUGGAGCUCACCAUACGCCCUCCUCCCAGUCCAUCCGGAACACUGACCAUGACUUCCGGGCAUGCCCAGUACCAGUCCGUCCCAGUCUAUGAGAUGAAGUUUCCAGACCUGUGUGUGUACUGACUGGCUCAUGAAGACUAUAGCAUCUAAAAGAAACUUAGAGCCUGAAACACAAGGCCGAGAUGAGUUUUCAGGAUUUGCGUAACAUUUGCUGAAGUGUCCUGAAACGCGAUGGGAUUUAUCUCUAACCAAACACUUGUCAUGCUGUGUUAGAAGUUAGGAACUCUGCUCUAGAGUACUUCUAAAGGCAGACUUACGCCACGUUCAUUUGUUUUGAGGUUCCUGUUAGCUUUUAAGAUUGAACAUGUAUUGCUUUCACAUUAUGCUGUUGUUAAUAGUAUAUUUUAAACUUUGCACAAACAUGAUUUUUUUAAAAAAAGAUUGAAAAUGUGUGAAGUGUCUGCUGAUUUCUUAAGCGUCUCCACAACUGUUUAGAAAUGGAUUGCUUUUGUUUUGUUCUCUUCAAAAGCAAAUGUAUUCCUAAUCCUAGGGCUGCAAAUUCUUUGAUGCUUUCUGAAUCCAUGCGUUAGACAGACUGCGUUGACCUUCCUUUAGUCCUCAGUGGUGACACGUGGCAGGCUUUCCUACAGUAUCGAUGAUAGAAAAAUCUACUGAGUAGUAUUUGCACAUAGGUUCCCAUCAGGAAACUGGCCAGGCCUUACUGGUCUUGUGAUAAUGUGUUUUCUGCUUCAAGCUGAGCCCUUGAGCCCCUUAGAGCUUACUCUUGGAGCACCAGAAGGUGCAGUGUUUUCCACAUAUGAUGUGUUAGUUUACAAACUGCGCUUUGAAACUAUAGUUGUAUUUUGCUGUAACUCCAUUAAUUAAAUGAAAUAUAUAUUUACUAUAGAGAAGAUAUUUAAAAUAGCUACAUGUUCACCUGUGCAAAGCCUAUACAUUUCAGUUUCUUUUAAAUGAAUGAAUUUUCAGUUUUAUAUUCUACCUUGUUUUUAGGCCUUCAUAGUAAAAGCAGUUUCCCCAGUGAACCUUUUAAUUUGUAGGAUUUGAACCAAAACUUGUAUGCAUCUCUAUUGAAAGAUUAGUUACAUACAUUCAGAGUGGUACGUGUGUUCUUGUUAGGUUUUGUGAGUGUCAGCUGCCUUUAUUCCAGUGUGUGAGACAGCAUUAGAAAAUUCUCUUAGCACAGUUUGGUGAACUCACCUUAUAAAACUCUAUUCUUUCAAAUUCAGUUUCUUUUUGCAUAAAAUAGUAUUCCUAUCAAAAAUUAUAACUCAAAAAUAAUUUGGUCUUAGUUUAGUUUCGUUUUGUUUUUUAAAAGAAAUUAAUAAAUGGGAUGCUUUAAAUAUGCAUUUAUGGUUAUUUGAGCACCAUUCAUACAAAAAGGAAAAGACAAAAAGGAAGUGAACAUCUUGCCCAGAAUUUUGAAUAUACACAACAGAGACGGGUCCAUUUGCGAAAACCUCUGACAGGGCAACCAGGCUGCUGAUCAGGGCAGACCCGCCAGACCUUGUCCUCAGAGGGACAGCGCAGCUGCCACUGGAAACCAGCAGCCUACUCCAGCUGUCACUGUAGCUUCCCUGCAUGCCAGGGAACAUGUCACUGGUGAAUGUCAAGCCUCAUGCAUUUUUGUUUCCCUUCUUCCGCAUUUUCAAAGAAGGCUAUUAUAUGUUGACUACAUUUAAAAUCUAAACAGGGGGACAUGCAAAAACAAUCAUCAUCCACUUGGAUGCCAUUUUAUAAAUGAACACUGUGUGCUUUUGUAUGGAAAAUAUAUAAUUUAAUAGUAUAAGAAAGAUAUAUAUAUUCACUUGCAUUCAUGGAAAGCAAGCUUUGCUGUACAGAAUUUUGCUUUUCUUAGUGAUUUAAAAAGGCAUGCUUUGCAUGUAAAGUAAUAACUUUGCAACUAAUUUUUUUAAUCAUACCUUUCUCUUGGUUUUUGUAAACUGUUGGUUUGAGUAUUGUUAUUCUUAAACCACAGGACACUUCUGGAUAUAUUAGGUCCAGUAGCCUGAACUGGUCUUCUUGACAAGGGUUCCCAAGGGAUGGCUAUUUCUCUGUGUCUUCUACGUUUGCGGGGAAUGCCCUUGGGCAGGUGAGCAAGCUGUAGCCAGCUCAGGUACUGACUUUGGGGCUUGGUGUGUCUUGGCAGGUAUGUGAUACUCGAAUUGUUUCUCGUUCUAUUUGGUUGUGUUCUUUCAUGUGACACGGAACAAUUCACUUAAAUGUUCCUCCUAUGCUUAUAGUUUCACUGAACUUUACCCAAUCUUUCAGAUUCUUUCUCAUGUUCUUUUCUCCUCUCCCUUCCCUCCACCCUCCUCUUGAACUCGUUAUCCUUUAGAGUAACGCCACCCUCAGCCAGCAGUUCAACUCCCCAUUCCGUCAAACGGAACUCAUUUGUCUCACUAAUGCUGAUACAUGUAUUGAUGUGGUAAAGUAAGUUUUUUAAAUGUAAAGUUUCAUUGUGCAAUCAAAUGUAAGCAAUAAAACAAAAAUUACA
Mesocricetus auratus (golden hamster) is the source of this 5041-nucleotide messenger RNA. RefSeq names its product EFR3 homolog A (gene Efr3a). Lineage: Eukaryota; Metazoa; Chordata; Mammalia; Rodentia; Cricetidae. The transcript is spliced from 23 exons. The record is from RefSeq and is a predicted model, not a curated record. The coding region runs from base 190 to 2649 and encodes 819 amino acids. Gene Ontology annotation, cellular component: plasma membrane. Gene Ontology annotation, biological process: protein localization to plasma membrane.